CUACUCGCCCGCUACUUUACAGCGGCUCUCAUGGUUCAAUGGAAUUGGGACCGGAUCCAGGUGUCGAUGACUGACCUGACAAACCACCCGCUCUCCAAAGUGCCUGCGAUGCCCAAGUGACAUAGCAGCCGACCGCGACCUCCAUUCAGCUCACCAUGGAUCGGCCGGAGCCGGGCUUGAUCAAAUGGUCGCCUAAUGCGGCUCUUGACUGCUUUCUUCACAUAAACCUGCAGCAUCGCGUCAUUCAGGUGUAUGAGCCGACCGGUCACGCUCAGCGAGGUCGGUUCCACUGGAAGAAGGUCUCCAAGCAUGACGACUUCCCCCCUCUCACGACAUGCGACUGGUCGCCCUCCAUCCCCGGCCUGCUUGCCGUCGGAACCGCCACCGGCGUUGUCAACCUCCUGCGGAUUGACGAAAGCUCCAAUGCUUAUAUGGAAUUGAAUCUCAAGAUGUCACGGACCUGCCAGGCUGUGGCUUUCAACACGGCGGGCAAGCUCGCCGUCGGCCUGGAUCGAGUACGAAGUGACAACUGUCUCUACAUAUGGGAUGUCAACCGUCUGGCUACCAUGGACUCGGCAUCUUCGGGAUUCCCUACAGAUGCUCUCCCUUUCACCGACCCGAUGGACCGACUCGAGCCCAGCGUGUCUGUGUCGAGUGUGAGGUUCUUCGAAAAUGACCCCAACGUCCUCGUCGCUGGUAUUAAGGGUCAGGGACUCCGUAUACACGAUCUGAGAGACAAACAUGCCGCUGUGAUCACCUUUCAAACCAAGUGCUGCAAUAACCUUGCCAUUGACUACGCAGAUCAGAAUUACUUUGCCUCGUCCGCCUUGGAUCAGCCGGGCAUCAUGGUAUGGGAUCGCCGGGCAUUAUCCCGGUCAAAAUCUUCCGUGUCCUACCUAGAAGCCGUCGACAAUGAUGAUGUGCCCUGGGGUGGAUCCCUGAGACUCAACCGGGCAAUGCAAAUGGAGACGGAUCCCGCUCUAAUGGACAGCAAGAAUUCGUUCAUCCGGUCUCUGAAGUUCUGCCGCGAUCAUCCCGGCAUGCUUGCCGUCUUGUCCCGGACCGGCCAGCUCAAAAUCCUGUCUACCAAGCACGAGAGCGCCGACACGGACAUGAUACCAGAGGGCAGUCCCGAGCUCCUAGAAGUUGUGAAAUCCCACGAUAUGGACCCGCUAUACUCUGAUCCAAGCCGGAAGAAUGAUAAGAUAGUGUCAUUUGACUGGGUUACCUUGAGCUCUCGCGCCCUAAGACCACGCUUGUUAGUACUCAGGGCCAAUGGAGCAUUCGACGUCUUGGAGAAGCCACCUGCAACUUCAGACUAUCUGUACGACUUGAUUCCAUGGAAGCCUCCCCACCGUGGCUUAUCAGAGGGAGGCAGAUAUCACGACCUGAUGGAGUUUGAUAAAUCACAGUCACCAAACAUGCUGGCACCGCUUUUUGUUGAGAAUGCCCUAUCCGAUAUUCCGCUGUUUGGACCAGAUAAAGCAGACGUCGAAGCCCUGGUCAAGUCUGCGUUGCAGAUGUCCACGCGAGACGGCAGCCUCGUAGUCGACGAAGCGGUUCGGCAAAUGCCUGCGUUGGACUUGAAAGGAGCUUCGUCAAUCUCCGAGAAGCUACAGGCGUUGAAACUCUAUUCUCAAGCACACCUGCCACAGGUGGGCGCAAGUCAAGAUGCGGAUACCAAAAAACAACCAAAGAAGCAAGCGGGGGACGAGCCACCCUCACCACGCGAGUGUCAUGAGAGAUUCCUUGAGGAUAGGAUGCAUUCGUUGGGGUUGCCAAGAGAAGGGCACGCAAUCCUGGACAACAUCAUGCUUCUUCGAGCAAGGGAGAUGUAUCUGUUCAACUGUGCAACGAAUCGCAAAAUAGUUGCAGACGACGAAUCCCUUCAAGACGUGUGGGCAUGGGUAGCUGGUCAGUCAUCCCCCCUUUCUGCUCCGAGACUUGGGAGAUUCCGUCCUAGCUCACAACCUUGUCUAGGCGCAGAAGAAGCCGCUGCUGAGGGCGCCAUGAUGUCUCACCCUCUGGAUAUCAGUUACAUGGGUGUUUAUAGCAUAUGGACACACGAUCUCGGUAGCAAACCUGAGAGGAGACUCUCGGGUGGAGCUUCGGAGCCAGACGCGAAUGGCUGGGAGGGCUGCUUGAAUGCCACCUGCAAGAAGCUGGGGGUCCCUAAAUUCGAGACUGUAGAAACCAAACGGCCACAUCACCGGCAGCUGUGCCUCGAGAUGUGCAACUGGGGACGUGGAUCUGAUCCCGACAACAAGGAUGGGGUUGGUCAAGGAGGGAACCAAGACAAAGGUGCAGCUUGGCAUACGAUGACAGCUGCCCAGGCCCUGUUCAGGGGAGAUGCUGCGCAGGCGGUGCAGGUUCUGAAGCGGGCCAGCACAAAACACCCCGAGCUGCUCUUCGUCUCUUUGGCGCUCCAGCUCAUAGGCAAGGGGGACGAGGACUCGUCAAAGGGGGCGCUCGAUUUCGACGAGAGGGUGGCGUCCAAGACGGAUCCCUAUCUCCGCGCGAUAUCCUCCAUCAUAGCCACGGGAGACUGGGCCAACAUAGCGAACCAAAAGUCCCUCCCGCUGCGCGACCGCAUCUUCGUCGCGGUGCGCAACCUCGCAGACGACGCCCUGACCGUCUGGCUCGAGCGGGAGGUCUCCCGCGCCGUCUCGACGGGCGACAUCGGGGCGGUCGUGCUGACGGGCAUCACGGGCCCGCUCGUCGACAUCCUGGCGCGCUACGUGCAGAAGUUCAACGACUACCAGACGGCGACCCUCCUGCUCUCCUUCUGCGCACCGCGCCUCAUCGACGACAUACGCGCCACGGCCUUCCGCAACGCCUACCGCGACUACCUGCAGCGGCACAAGGCCUUCCUCCUGCGCGCCAGGUUUAACGCCGAGAGCACCCGCCGCUCCAAGCACGACGGCCGCCCCACUAUCCGCCCGCCCCCGCGCCAGAUCGCCCUGCGCUGCGUCUACUGCGACGCCGAGACCAGCCUCAGCCGGAACCCCCAGCAGCUGCAGCAGCUGCAGCGGGGCGGCUCCGGCUCGCCCUUGGCGGCGGGCCAGGCUGCCGCGCCGGGAGCCCCGAGCGAGAACCCGCUCACCAGCAAGAUGGUCGGCGGGGGCAUCAGCUGCCACAACUGCAAGCGGCACCUGCCGCGGUGCGCCAUCUGCCUCGAGGUCGUGGGGAUGCCACGCAGCGGUGGUCUGGACAAGAGCAGCGGCAACAGCAACAGCAACAGCGGCAUGGGUGGCAACAACCACAACAGCCACAACGGUGACGAUAAGUCGGGCCUCGGGCCCGCGGCCAGGUUCGCGACCUUUUGCCUCCGGUGCGAGCACGUCCUGCACCUCGACCACGCGAGGCUGUGGUUCGCUAGGCACCGCGAGUGUCCCGUGCCCGAGUGCCGGUGCGAGUGCAACUUUAGGGCGAAUCCGGAGUUGAAUUAUAACUAGGAAGGGGGUUGAAGACGGUAAGGGGUGGUCGUGUGAUGUGUUUGGGACGGUGUAAUGGAAAUAUUGGUUUUGAUUGGGAUGUGGCAUCACGGUACUUGCUUCUUUUUUUGAUCGUUCCAAUGGGGAUUUCUUCUUUUCUAUUUCGAGGAGCAUACCGGGAUGUCUCAGUUGCUGGACA
Phialemonium atrogriseum is the source of this 3633-nucleotide messenger RNA. RefSeq lists its product as uncharacterized. Gene Ontology annotation, molecular function: protein binding. Gene Ontology annotation, cellular component: cytoplasm. NCBI's taxonomy places the organism in Eukaryota, Fungi, Ascomycota, Sordariomycetes, Cephalothecales, Cephalothecaceae. The record is from RefSeq and is a predicted model, not a curated record. Bases 156 to 3455 code for a protein of 1099 amino acids. Gene Ontology annotation, biological process: positive regulation of TORC1 signaling. The transcript has 4 exons.